Messenger RNA from Schistosoma guineensis, 429 nucleotides. Lineage: Eukaryota; Metazoa; Platyhelminthes; Trematoda; Strigeidida; Schistosomatidae. The record is from the annotation of a GenBank genome assembly.
AUGCCUCUUUUCCAACGAAAAUUCAAUGUACCAAAGUUUCCUGCUCGAAAAGCGUCUAGUAUGACAAAUUUAUCACAUCUAGAUUCAACUACGCGAAGUCAAGAGUUCAGCAUGGAUUUUGGACCAAUUAGAACACGUUUAAGUGGACGGGAUCUUGUAUUCCGUAAUGGACAGUGGAUCAUUGAAGGAGAAAAUGGAGUGUUAAAUGAUGAAUCUGGAAAUGCAACUCAAUUAGGUCGUGAAACAUUUCGUAUUAAAAAAGAAAAUCAUCAAUUAAUUGAAGAAAAUAAUUUGUUAAAGUUGAAAAUUGACAUACUCUUAGAUAUGCUUGCUGAAACUACAGCUGAAGUACACUUACAAGAGAAUGAAAUUGAAAAUCUACGUAAUACAUUGCACAAAAAACCAAACACAACAAUUCAAGUUGCUUAA